CCUAAAAAACUCGAUGUCUGAUCUGCGUAGACAAGUUAAGCUAUUAGAAGACAAAAUGGCAGGAGAGCUUGACGAGGGCAAGGAGCAAACAGCAAAAUUGAGGACCUGGACAGAACAACAGCUCAAGAACUCUCUCCAGUCACAUGCCGAGGACAACCAGGAGCUGGUUUCACUAUUACAAGACAAAAUGUUAGGGGCGGAGUCUAGAUUGGCUGACCGCCUGCUUGCCCUGGAGGCACGUGUGGAGAAGUUUGACAUCCAGCAGAACCAGGCUGAGCGCAGUCGGCAUGAUCAGCUGAAACGCUCAGAAGACAAACUUAGCAGAAGAAUAACCUUAGUGGAGAACAACCUUCAUCAGGAGCUGCAGCUGCUCAAACAGCAGUACCACAAAGGGUUCCAGUCUGUGCAUGAUGCAAUUGAAUCACUGAGUCAGAUAUGUGACAUCAAAUCUCGCCUUGACAAGGAGAAGCUUGAGAAGGAUAUCAGCCACAUCCGCAGCAAGGUGCUCAAGUACUAGGGACAUACGCUGAAGAGGAACUUGUUUUUUCUUGUCACACCUAUCCUGAAGCAAAAGCUUGGAUCAAAGGCUUGGAAG
Messenger RNA from Pundamilia nyererei, 595 nucleotides. RefSeq names its product family with sequence similarity 81 member B (gene fam81b). The transcript is spliced from 4 exons. The record is from RefSeq and is a predicted model, not a curated record. NCBI's taxonomy places the organism in Eukaryota, Metazoa, Chordata, Actinopteri, Cichliformes, Cichlidae. Bases 14 to 517 code for a protein of 167 amino acids.